Suncus etruscus (white-toothed pygmy shrew) is the source of this 735-nucleotide messenger RNA. Its product is annotated as nucleoside diphosphate kinase A. Lineage: Eukaryota; Metazoa; Chordata; Mammalia; Eulipotyphla; Soricidae. The record is from RefSeq and is a predicted model, not a curated record. The transcript is spliced from 5 exons. Gene Ontology annotation, biological process: GTP biosynthetic process; CTP biosynthetic process; UTP biosynthetic process. Gene Ontology annotation, molecular function: nucleoside diphosphate kinase activity. Bases 100 to 558 code for a protein of 152 amino acids.
GAAAGUGAGUUCCGCUCGAAGGACGGGCCGGCAGCCACGUGGAGCCGCUGAGCAUUUCCGGUGCCGGUGGAAGCAGCGCAGCAGCUUGUGGAAGGGACCAUGGCCAACUCAGAGCGAACCUUCAUUGCCAUCAAGCCUGAUGGGGUCCAGCGCCGGCUUGUGGGAGAGAUCAUCAAGCGUUUUGAGCAGAAGGGAUUCCGCCUUGUUGGUAUGAAGUUCAUCCAGGCUUCUGAAGACCUCCUCAAGGAACACUACAUUGACUUGAAGGACCGCCCGUUUUUUAGUGGCCUGGUGAAGUACAUGAACUCUGGACCAGUGGUUGCCAUGGUCUGGGAGGGGCUGAAUGUUGUGAAGACAGGCCGAGUGAUGCUCGGAGAGACCAACCCAGCAGACUCCAAACCUGGGACCAUCCGUGGGGAUUUCUGCAUCCAAGUUGGCAGGAACAUCAUCCAUGGCAGCGACUCUGUGGAGAGUGCAGAAAAGGAGAUUGGCCUGUGGUUUAGCCCUGAGGAGCUGAUCAGCUACAAGAGCUGUGCCCAGAACUGGAUCUAUGAAUGAACUGGAAAGGAUUCUGGUUUGCUUCAUCGUUUCUUCUGGUCCCAGACAGGGACGUGGCCGUAGCGAUUCUAGUCAUCUCUGAGAACUUCCCAACAUUCCAGAGGAAAAUUCUGGGAGCCAGGAGUGCUCCUAGUACAGUGUUACGUGCUGCUAUUUAAUUAAAGUCUUUCAUUCUAA